Messenger RNA from Ipomoea triloba (trilobed morning glory), 1400 nucleotides. RefSeq names its product spindle and kinetochore-associated protein 1 homolog. Gene Ontology annotation, biological process: regulation of microtubule polymerization or depolymerization; mitotic cell cycle; chromosome segregation. Gene Ontology annotation, molecular function: microtubule binding. The record is from RefSeq and is a predicted model, not a curated record. NCBI's taxonomy places the organism in Eukaryota, Viridiplantae, Streptophyta, Magnoliopsida, Solanales, Convolvulaceae. Gene Ontology annotation, cellular component: mitotic spindle; outer kinetochore; spindle microtubule. The coding region runs from base 74 to 874 and encodes 266 amino acids. The transcript is spliced from 9 exons.
CAUAGCUCUUCUUCAACUCUACUCUCAGGGGAGACCAUUUCAGAGAGAUAGCGAGAGAGAGAGAGAGACAAAAAUGGACGUGAAAGAAGCAGGGACUUCGCUAGAUUCACUCAUCUCCGCCUUCAAUGCUCGCAUCGCCGAGCUUCAGCAGCUCGUCAUCGCUCGAAACAUGUAUCCUGCCAGUAGUGUCUCCGAUUUAUCUGCCGUCGACUCAGCACUAAGCGGAAUGGAGCUCCAGCUUCAGAAGAUCCGAACCCGAUUGCGUGAAGAAACUGAAGCCAUUCCCAAAGCUAAAAAGUUGAUAGAGGCAUCACUGAAACAACAGAAGAAGCUGCAAACUCUUGCAGCUAAUAUCCCAUUGAAUUUGUCUGGAAGAAUGACUUACACUACACAAGAUACGAUUAAGUGUGUCCAACCUGAACCUUGUAAAGAUGACUUGAGUUUUGAGUCUCUGAAAGUUGAGGAGCCUGCACCCAGAGAGAAAAAGGGUCGUGCCUCGCCACCACUGUGGUACCUAAGUGCUGAUGAUCUGAAUUCCUGUCCAGCGUACAUGAGAGGGAGGCUCACUCUUGAUAAGGUCAAUGCAGCAAUUAAUGACAUGGUGAUGUAUGCUGAAGCAAAUUCCCAGCUCAUCACAGCCCCUAGAAAGAAGUUGACAGAGAAUAUCAUCGAGAGAGCAAUGGAACUAAGAGAGAUUGCAGCAACAGAAGCUGUUAAGGGGAAACACUUCUUUCUUGAGUCUGACAUUAAAGGCCCUUCACUGAAGCUCGACAAUACAGGAAAAGCAAUAUUGACUGUCCUUAGACACACUGGUCGUAUUGGUGAAACUCGAAUUUCCCAUCACCGCGUAUUCCUUCUUGUAAGGCCUCAAUAAAGUUGCUAACCAUGCUUCUGUGGACAGAACUUGGCAUGAUGAUAUACAUCUUGAACAGUCGCUUGUGUAAUGAUACAAGUUCCAGUUAGUGCAACUUGAUGUAAUGGAACCCUUGCCAAAAAGAAUGGUAUGUAGUUUCCAGUAUAAAGAAUUUCAUAGAAACGAAAAUGAAACUACACUAAGUUAAAGAGUUCUGAGUUAGACUUUCUCUCGAGUAAAAGUCAAACUUACAGGUAUGUUUUAGAAUUAUGAGUCAGUCUUUCUUCUGAGUAAGAAUGAUAUUUGCGGGUGUGACCAGAGGUGAACUCGAAUAAGACUCAUAAUGUUAGGUUAUGCUCGUCUAGAUUGAAAUGCCUCAAGAGUAGAGCAAAAGGUUAUAGUAAAGUUGAAUAUUUCAACCAAGACCUCUGUUAUAUUUCGUGUAAAGAACCUAGAGAUCUGGUACAUGUCGUUUUCAAAAUUGGAUAAGGCAAUGUAAAUGGACAAAACAACAUGAGUAAUCAAAGGCAUAAAGUUCGUGAUGUAA